Kickxella alabastrina is the source of this 1338-nucleotide messenger RNA. RefSeq names its product NRAMP family. Gene Ontology annotation, biological process: metal ion transport. The annotation marks the transcript as partial. Gene Ontology annotation, molecular function: cadmium ion transmembrane transporter activity; manganese ion transmembrane transporter activity. Gene Ontology annotation, cellular component: membrane. Lineage: Eukaryota; Fungi; Kickxellomycota; Kickxellomycetes; Kickxellales; Kickxellaceae. The transcript has a single exon. The record is from RefSeq and is a predicted model, not a curated record.
GAUCCGGGAAACAUCUGCUCGGACCUGCAUUGUGGCGCUGUCGCCGGGUACAAGCUAAUCUGGCUCCUCUUCCUCACGCAUCUUCUCGGCCUCUACGUGCAAACUCUCUCUGCGCGCAUCGGCAUAGUCACCGGGCAAAACCUCGCCCAACACUGCCGCAUACACUACCCACCACUAAUACGCAUCCCUCUCUGGCUGCUCUGCGAACUCGCCAUUAUUGGAUCCGACAUCCAAGAGGCUAUCGGCACCGCCAUCGCCCUCUACCUCCUCCUGGGAAUCCCCAUAUGGACCGGUAUUUUACUAGCUUCUGUCCUGAGUUACGUGAUCCUGGGUGUGCAGCAAUUUGGCGCCCGUAAGGUCGAGGCAUUGUUUGUCAUAAUGAUCGCCGUUAUGUGCGUGUGCUUUGGCAUCGAGGUGUUUAUGGCGAAGCCUGAUUUUAAGGAAAUUGCUUUGGGGUUUUUCUUCCCAAGAAUUCCGCAGAACGCCAUGGUCCAGGCUGUUGGUGUUGUCGGGGCAGUGAUCAUGCCGCAUAACCUGUUUCUGCACUCCGCCCUGGUUGGUACCCGCCAUACCAACACCAAGCAGCUGCCAUCCUCGGAGAGCGGCGAUCGCGCAAAGGUGAGCAGCAUACGCGAGGCUAACCUUUACGCCACCGUGGAGUCUGCCAUUGCGCUUCUGUUUUCCUUCAUCAUCAACGCGACCAUCCUCGUGGUGUUUGCUGAUAUUUACGGAUCUAGCGACAAGAACAACCUGCUGGGCCGUGUAAUGGAGGAGGGGGAGCGGCGUUUGCCGGGACUGAUCGAGGCCGCAGCACUGCUUGAGGGCGCAUUCGGGCAGAUCGGCCCUUUGCUCUGGGCCAUCGGGCUUCUAUCUUCCGGCCAAAGCUCCACGGCAACCGGCACAAUGGCCGGUCAAUACCUUAUGGAAGGCAUGAUGCAAUUACGGGUCAGCAACUGGUUGCGCAUGUUCAUUUCCCGGUCAGUCUCCCUUAUCCCCACUAUGCUCGUCGGUAUCCUGGCUAGGUCAUACUUGGAUCGCUUUGAUGAAUGGCUUAAUGUACUGCAGAGCUUGGCGUUGCCAUUUGCCCUGGUACCGACGUUGAAGUUGGCACAGAGUUCGAGGGUUAUGACGGAGGAGUUUUCUCUUAAAGGGUGGUGGAGAUACCUGGGCUGGGUGAUGGCUGCGGCGGUUAUUGCCUUGAAUGUUUAUUUGAUUUGCCCGUUGGUUCUGGAAAUGGCCCGGUGGGGGGCCGGCUUUAUGUGUGUGGCAUAUUUGGCUUUUGCCCUGUAUUUGGUAUUUAUCACAGUUUUAGUCUAUAGUGAUAUAAAGCUAGUAUGA